GUAUGAGCGCUGCAAGCCACGGCUUUGUUCCUUUGCUCGGGAGACGGACGCCGUCAGGGUACGUACAUGUAUCAAGGGUUCUGGCGCCGAUCACGCCCGCUGCCCUCCGUCGCUCGACGCAACUGUGCCAGCAUCUCCCCAGACCCUGAAAAUGGACUGGCAAAUGGCGACAAGUGAUUGGCGAGACAGUAGUAUCGACAAUCGUCACGAUGCUCCUCAUGAUUGCACAUCGAGGAUCCCGAAGUCUGAUACUGCCGAUCCUGGACUAGGAGUCGGAGAGGUUCAUAUACGCAGUGGUCCCAGGCGAUUGGCAUCUUGGCCUCCGCCUCCUCUCCAUUCACGCCGCGACUCGCAAUGCCCGCUGCCAGUCCAUAGACUACUAACUUGUGUUCAUUCAUACUGAAGCCAUCGGCCAUUUUCAAACGUCCAUGGUCACAAUGGGUGCCCUCGAAACAGAAAAGCACAGCCCUGAGCGGCUGGACACCAGCAACAGCAACAGCUUAUAUGACCGGUCCAGUACCGAGCCAGAUGCCUUCAACGGAGAGUUCGUGGAGGGGGAUGGCCGCCAAGCCGUGCAGAGUGAUCUAGUCGUCACGGAAGACGACCUACUGGAGGCCAAGGACUUAGCAUCGACCUUCUCGUUAGACGAGGUGCGCGAGCUCAUGCUCAACGUGCACAAACUGCACAAGCGUGAUCCCAAUUUCCCCACCUCUGUCCUCGACAAGAUCGAGGACUUCCUAGGGAACGAGGAGGUCUUUGCCAACCCGGACAAGUACGAAACUCUCAUCAGCGAGAUCAAGGUGGAGGCGGCCCUCAUCACCAACAACUCGCCAUACGCCGAGGUACGCUCCGUCGUGCCGAACCAUGACGAUCCAGACAUGCCCGUCUCGACCAUCCGAGCCUGGGUCAUUGGCAUCUUCUUCUCGGCCUUGAUCGCCUUCAUCAAUGGCUUCUUUGAGAUCCGACAGCCUGCCAUUACUGUCACGUCCAACGUGCCGCAGCUGCUGGCGUAUCCUCUCGGCAAACUCCUCGAGAAGAUCCUGCCCGACGUGGGCUUCACUCUCUUUGACGUCCGGCACAGCUUGAACCCGGGCCCCUUCAACCGCAAGGAGCACAUGCUAAUCACCCUCAUGGCCAGCAUCGCCAAGAACAGCCCUUACACCAACCACAUUGUCUGGACGCAGUACCUCUACUUUGGCCAGAAGUGGGCCUUGAGCUUCCCUUAUCAGCUUCUCAUCGCGCUGAGCACCAACUUUAUCGGGUACGGCCUGGCUGGUCUCUGCCGCCGGUUCCUGGUCUACCCGUCCUUCUGUGUCUGGCCCUCGUCGCUGGUCACCAUUGCGCUCAACACGGCCUUCCAUGGCGAGGGCAACCCCGAGGCCCUGGGUCCCUUUGGCAGGAUCUGGCGAGCGUCACGCAUCAAGUUCUUCGCCAUCGCCUUCGCCCUCAUGUUCGCCUACUUCUGGCUCCCCAACGUCCUCUUCAGCGCGCUCAGCAUCUUUAGCUGGAUGACCUGGAUCGCCCCCAAGAACGUCGACCUCAACAUCAUCACCGGGAGCCAGCAGGGUCUCGGCUUGAACCCCUUCCCGACCUUUGACUGGAACCGCUUCGUCUUCUGGGUCGACCCCCUGAUGGUCCCCUUCUUCACCACCCUGAACAUGUUCAUCGGCGCGUUCGUCUCCUUCUUCAUCAUUCUCGCCCUGUACUACGGCAACGCCUUCAACAUGGCCUACCUCCCCAUCAACGUUAACCUGCCGUACGACAACACAGGCAUGCCCUACAACGUCACGCGCAUCCUCGACGCCAGGGGCAUCAUUAGCGAGGAAGCCUACCAGGCCUACUCCAUCCCCCACAUCACCGCGGGCAGUAUGAUGACCUACCUCGCCUUCUUUGCCGUCUACAGCGCGACAGUCGUCUACGGCAUCCUAUACCACCGCCACGAGAUGGCCAUGGGCUUCAAAGACCUCUACAACAGCUUCCUCCCGUCCAAAAAGGGCAUCGUCGAAAAGGGCCGCGUGCUCGACGUGCACAACCGCCUGAUGAAGUCCUACCGGGAGGUGCCCGAGUGGUGGUACCUCAUCGUCCUGCUCCUCUCCACCGUCUUUGGCUGCGUCGCCAUCGGCUGCUGGGAGACCAACACCUCCGUCGGCACCGUCUUCUUCGGCAUCGCACUGGCCCUGAUCUUUGUCGUGCCCAUCGGCAUCAUCUACGCCAUGACCGGCGUCGAGGUCUCCCUCAACGUCCUCGCCGAGUUCAUCGGCGGCUCCUGGGUCGAGGGCAACGCCCUCGCUAUGUGCUUCUUCAAGGCCUACGGCUACAUCACCUGCAGCCACGCCCUCCACUUCUCCAACGACCUCAAGCUCGCGCACUACCUCAAGAUCCCGCCGCGCAUGACCUUUUGCGCCCAGAUCGUCCCCACCCUCGUCUCGACCUUUGUCUGCGUCGCCAUCCUGCAGUAUCAGAUCCACCUGCCCAACAUCUGCACGCCCGACGCCCCCUUCCGCUUCACCUGCCCCAGCGUCAACUCCUUCUUCACCUCCGCCGUCCUCUGGGGCACCGUCGGACCCAAGAAGCUCUGGGGCGUCGGCGGCCUGUACAGCCCGACCCUCGUCGGCUUCCCCUUUGGCGCCGCCCUCGUCGUCGUUUGCUACCUCCUCGCGCGCAAGUGGCCCAAGAACAACGCCCUGCGCACGAUCCAUCCCGUCCUCCUCACCUACGGUGGCAUCCUCUGGGCUCCCUACAAUUUGACAUAUAUCUGGCCCGCCAUACCGGUCGCCGCCUUCUCGUGGCUCUACAUCAAGGGCCGCUACCUGUCUCUGUGGUCCAAGUACAAUUUUGUUCUCUCCGCCGCCUUCUCAGCUGGCAUUGCCAUCAGCGCCCUCAUCCAGUUCUUUAGCAUCUCCUUUAGCGACGUGGCCAUUGUCUGGUGGGGCAAUACAGUGAUUGCCCAAGGAUGCGAGGCCGAACCGGGCUUGUGUCGACACAAGACGGUGUUGCCAGAAAAGGGGUACUUUGGGGCGGACCCGGGCACCUUUAGCUGAUGGCUGACAUUUCCUUUUCACGAUGAUGAUCUCUUUGAAAUAGCGAGCAGUUGGAUUAUUUAAAUUAGCGAGCGAUUGGGUUGUUUUGAGAUACCCCAAUACGAUUUUUAUGACAUACAGCAUCUCUGCACUCUUCAUCGAGAUCUGUGCAGGUUAAUGCCCGGCGGUCAUGGGGCUCUCAUCUCAGAUAUGGAUGUUCUCAGGGGUCAUCCACUACAUAGAGGCUAACUGCU
Molecule: messenger RNA, 3274 nt
Organism: Emericellopsis atlantica
Lineage: Eukaryota; Fungi; Ascomycota; Sordariomycetes; Hypocreales; Bionectriaceae
Product: OPT oligopeptide transporter protein-domain-containing protein
Exons: 3
Coding region: 429-3041 (870 amino acids)
Biological process (GO): transmembrane transport
Molecular function (GO): oligopeptide transmembrane transporter activity
Source: RefSeq, a predicted model, not a curated record